AUGUCGCAGCCUGGCAGUGCGGAGGCGGCAGACGAAGAUGAUGCCGAGGAGGAACCCGCUCAUAUGAGCGACUUCCUGGCAGACGAUGACGACAACGACGAACAGCACCCUUCGUACCUAGACGACGGUGCUGGCGAGCCAGACGAGGAAGAGGAGCUUCUUCGUGAUCCGGCACCUGGUGGAUCGAUGGCUCGCGGCCGGCAAGGGCCCAGGUCUUCCCCCUCUUCGGCUGGAUCGGAGAGUUCGAGGAAGAACAAAGCUGUGGCGCCGGCUGGAACCGAGAAGAGCAAGGAGCGUGCCCAGAGGCGACCCCGCGGGAACUUGCCGCAGGCGCCUAGUUUCGACGGCGACCGUCGCAAGGACCCGAAGUGCUUCAGGAAGUACGCUACUAAGGUGGACUCUUAUGUGGAGAUCGCCAAGAAUAUCAUCGACGACGCCGAGAUCGGGCUCAGGCUCCAUGCGGCGCUGGACGGUGAGGCGGCGGACUACCUGGAGGACGUCCCGGCGAAGGUCUUCGGCGUCGACAACGGUUGGCAGGUGCUCCUUAAGCUCUUGCGGGACAAGUUCGACGAGAAGAGGAUGCACAAGGUGGGCUCGGCGAUGAAAGGGUUUUUCAAGAUGAACCUGUCUGACAAGGCCUACACCAUGUCUGAGGUGGUGGACUUGAUGGACCGAGCUGCCCGGCGGUGCCGCGAGUCGAACUUGACGAUCCCGGACGAGGUCAUGGUUUUCUUCUUCUUCGAGCACACCGCUAUGUCAACGGAGCGGCAGGCGAACCUGCUUUUGCGGACUGGCGGCGAGUACAACUGGAAGAAGAUGAAGCAGGCAGUGGAGUUGCUGUACCAAAACGUGACCGUCAAGGCGGGUCGGGAUCGUGAUGCAAACCAAGGCGGCUUCCGCGGCCGACAAAGGGCUGCACACGAGACGCAUAACACGAAUGAGUGGAAUGCGGACCUUUGGAGAAUUCCCGAGCCCCACGCCUCGGAGGAGCAAAUCGGCAACUGGCUCUACGACCACGACCCCGUGGAGGCCCUCGCCGAGGUGGAGAUGACGGAGAUCCCAGAGUCUAUGGCGCGCGAGUUGCACGCGUGUUUCGCUUCGCAUCGGGAGAACCGUCAACGACUUGCUCGUGCAGUGCAAGCCCGCGGCUACUACGUUGGUGGCGGCAAAGGCAAGAGCAAGUCAGCCGACAAAGGCAAGGGCAAGUCAUCCGACAAAGGCAAGGGGAAGUCCAAGAAGGGCGGUGGCAAGGCGCGCGGUAUGUCUCUGGAAGAGCUCAAGGCUAGAACAGCCUGUGGGGAUUGCGGCCAGAAAGGACACUGGAGGGGUGACCCUGAGUGCCGAGGACCCAAGAAGGCGAACGAGGCUAACCGUGCUCCAGACGACGGCGCCGAGGACGAGGAGGAGGCCGAUGACUGGUACGGCGAGUACGACGAUGGCUCGUGGUCCCAGUGGGAAGCCCAGCGAUAUGGCUAUCCGGUGCGGCGCUCGACCUUUGAGACAAGGGCUCCGACUCAACCGGCGAUGUCCUCGACCCCUUCGGCUACCCGCUCAUCCGACUUCCUCGCCCACGAGUCCGAGGCCGUGGCUCGAGGUAUUAACCGAGUGCGUAAGAAGGCCGGCAUCCCGCAGGACGUCGAGGCCGCUGAUGUGCGCAAGGCUCUGGCCCAGGACAGCGACCCGAAGGUGACGGACAUCAGGGAGAAUGUCAUCGACCAGCAGCGGGCCGUCAUGGCCGAGAGUCCCAGCGCCGAGGCCGUCGCUAAGGCCUUUGAGCACUUCGGUUUGGAUGUGGUACCCCACUCCCGGAAGGGCGUGCUGGAGCUCUUGCAGGACCCCGACGACGAGCUCCCCGACAUCGAGGCCCUGCGCAAGGUGAUGGCGGUGCGGCGUGUCCCUUGGUCUAUGGUGCUGUGCCCAAAAUCGGUGCCGAGAGGGGUGCAGAGUGCCAUGCGACGACCUCCUACAGUUGAAGAGGGUCGGUGUUACUUGACCUUGGACACGGCUUGCGAGAACAGCGUCUCCGGAACCACGAUCCUGCAAUCGAUUGCGGGCCGUCUGCAGCAGCAGUUCGCGGUGAAGCCGAUUAUCCGGCCCGAGUCUGAGACUUACUGCUUUGGUCCCGGAGAGCCCACCAUGUCACAGGAGCGCUGGAUGGUGCCAAUUGGCAUCAGAGGGCGGCCUUGCGUGAUUGCUACAUCCUCGAUUCCGGACCAGAACGGCUCGAAAAUACCCUUCCUGGCGGGCCAGGACUGGAUGGUGUUCAUGAACGCAUGCUUGGACAUAGGGCGACACAUAGCUAUUUUUCGCGAAAUUGGUGUCCAGGCUCCCCUCUACGUGGACAUCACGGGCCACCUGGUGAUCGCGAUCGAUGAGAUGCCCUCUUCGGGAUGGCCGCAGGACCUUGUGGCGCGGAAGGACGCAUACCCAGGUGUGCUUUUUGAGCAGUCCGGCCGGAACGCGGGUGCCACGGGAAAAGCCAGUGGGAUGGCGAAACACUUCGCCCCCACUCAUGUCUAUGAGCCCAAUGACGCUUCUGAAGGAAGACCGUGCACCGUGGCGGCCGACCACUGGGAGUUCCAAGUGGACAGGCAGAUUUAUGUGCGGCACCACUGCCGCCCACGCACCUUGCUUUUCGCUCCAGGUGAUACUUUGGACGGGCCAGACCCUAAGGACUUGCAGCCUGUUCGCAUCACGUGGAAAGCAGGGGCGGAAGAGCCGGUGUGUGAUGAUUGGGUCAAUGGUGUUGAGGAGGUUUCGGUUCCUUGGGUUGGGGCUACCUACUUUCUUGGCAAGGGCAUUGACAUGUCUCAUGUGCAGUUUGCGCCGGUGUCUGUCGAUGUGCCAGUGCAGUUUGCUGAUGGAUCUGUGCAACAUGUCAAGCCGCAUGAGUUGAACUGCGUGAACCCCAAGAAGGUGCACCAUUUUGACCUUAAGACCACCAAGCCCCCUGAAGCGCCUCAGCCUCUACGGAAAGGGCGAUUUCAUAUCCCGGCGGGUGAGUUCGGCUCCAAGGCAUGGGGCCGAAUGGUGGACGGCCUUUUGGCCCUGAUCGACCUGGUGGCGCGGCACGUCAUGAUGAACAUGGUGGUGCGCAACGUGAAGCACAAGAUGCCCGCGCUCGCCAGUUACACGGAGGCCCUCUACGCGAAGGACAUCCUGCCGGAGACCUUGCCAGCGACGGGACCUCCAGCGACGACGAACCCCAAGGGCCAGGUCCGGAAGGUGGUGACCGGGCCGUACCCCCAGGGCAUCCUCUGGAAUGUGCGCGGCGACACGGCAAUGCGGCCGGGCGCUUCAUGGAGUGCCUCCAGUGCGGGACAGUGUGGUCCGGCCUGCUGUACAAGGUGCCCUACACGAAGGAGGAGAUUCCGGUGUACCCGUACCUCCACGGCUAUCGGCCCACUCCGGGCGGGACCAUCCGAGCUCCUCGAGGCGGCCGUCUUCGCAAGCAAGAGGCCCCCUCAAAAAGCUUGUCCGAAUGCUAUUCGUGCUCUCGCAGCUCGAAUUUCGUCCGGAGCACCUCUCCCGAGCACGGCUACGAGCAGCGAGAGUGGCAAGCCGACUUCCAAGGGGGGUCGGGACCCACCGACGGACGACGAGGAGACGGUCAACCUACGCGACCUAGCCCCGGAGGAGCGCGAGCGCCUCAAGACCAUGGCGGCGCAGCGUCUGGAGGACAAACGCCGCCAGGCGGCGGUCGAUCGCAAGCGGCAGGAGGCGACCUACCACACGGGACGCCAGGACGAGGUGAAGGUGACCUUCGAGGCCGAGCAGGACUCCUGGGAGGCGGUGACAGUGUCUUCCGAGGACCCGGACGCGGACAUGCCGUCGCGGCGAGGAUCGAUGGGAGCCGGUGGCCCCGCACACGGUUCAACUAUGACCUUGUUGAGAUCUUCGGUGGCACCAGCCAAGUAUCACUGCGGGCGGCCCACCAUUGGAAACCUCAAGGUACUGCAGCCCAUCGACAGCCGCUACGGCAUCGACCUUCGACGGCCGGAACAGCGACGUUGGCUGAAGGGCGCCCUCGCCGAGCACAGGCCCCGGCUGGUGGUGAUCGGGUUCCCUUGCACCCCGUGGAAGGCCUUGCAAACGACACAGGCACAACGGCAAGCCCUCCUCGAGGAUGACAAGAUCUUCCAGGAACUCGUGUGCGAGCUGUUCCGUGAGCAGCGCAGCCGUGGCGGACACGUGAUCGCGGAGUACCAGAAGGACCUCGCGAUUAACUUCGACAGCGAGUGCUAUGUUACACCACGGCCCCUUCGCGUCAGGGACUACGCCCGGGGAAGAGACUGCGCCGACGGUGACGCAGGAGGUGAUCCUUUGGAAGUUUUUCCUCCAGCUCUCGGCGAUGCUGUGUGCCGCUCGUACCUGGACCUAGUGGCUACUGAGGACUAUGGGUUUGCAAGCACGUGGGCCACAUCAUCCGAGCGAGCGGUGCACUACGUGGAUGUUAAGCGAGAAGAAGACGCAUGGCGGCCUCUUCUUCAACAAGCCGAGGAACUGCUCGGGCGCAAGGUGCAGGCGAGCUUGCUAGUGCACCCCGACACGGACCUCUACCGGAAGGUCCAAGCUUUGGUGCCGUGGCAGCUGGCUCUGGUCCAGGUGGCACACUUGCCUAAAGCCAAGCGGGUGAAGGCUGGGCUCGAGGAGUGCCACCGUGCUUCGGUGUUGCUUUUGAACGACGACACCAUCGUGAUCGAGACGGAGUAUCUCAAGGAAGCCCAGGCGCCAAGGGAGCGGUUCGUGACGCCGGUGCGCUAUGCAAUCUUUGUGUUGGGCUAUGCGCCGGGCGUGCAGGAGGGGCUUGUACAAGAAGGUCUGGUGCGCCAGGACUUCGCCGGAGAAUGUUGGUUCAUCGGCGGGCCCUUGCGAGAAAAGGAGAAGGCGUUGGCCCGCGCGCUGGUGAGGAUGCAUCGAAACCUCGGCCACCCUCGCAUGGAGGACAUGAUUCGAGCCCUCGCGCAGAGCAACAAGGUCGAUCCCGAGGCGGUGUGCCUCGACUUCGUGCACAUCGCUGACGCGGAGAAGGUGACGCACCGCUUCCUCCACAUCCUCGAGCCCAACGGCUCCUUCAAUCUGUACUACCCCAGCAAGACGCGGCAGCCGGAGGACGUGUUGUCGAUUUUCUGUGACGUCUGGUCGUCUUGGGCCGGGUUCCCCGACUAUAUCCAUUGCGACCAGGACGGGGCCUUCGAGGGCGCCUUCCUCGAUAAGAUGAGACACAUGGGUGUCGAGGUGGAGAUGGUGCCCGCGGAGGCACACUGGCAAGCAGGGCAGGUUGAAGCCUACAACCGGGCAUUCCGCUAUGCAGCGGAGAAGGCCGUCGAUGAGUUUCAGUUGGUCGGCGAGCUGGAUAUGAAGAUCCUGGGCGCGAUGGUUAGCGCUAGCCUCAACGAGAAGGUGAAAACCUGCGGAUGCUCCGCCAACCAGUGGGUUUUCGGCAAGGACCCAAAGAUGCCGUGGGACCUCCUGAGUCCCGACGGGCGCAUCGAGGCGCUGCAGGGCCUCGACGCUGACUAUGAGAUUCGUCGGCGACAACAAGUACGGGCAGCCUCCGACCAGAAGAUCGCCGA
Messenger RNA from Symbiodinium necroappetens, 5576 nucleotides. The record is from the annotation of a GenBank genome assembly. NCBI's taxonomy places the organism in Eukaryota, Dinophyceae, Suessiales, Symbiodiniaceae.